This is a messenger RNA of Naegleria lovaniensis, 993 nucleotides long. RefSeq lists its product as uncharacterized. Lineage: Eukaryota; Heterolobosea; Eutetramitea; Acrasida; Naegleriidae. Bases 1 to 993 code for a protein of 330 amino acids. The record is from RefSeq and is a predicted model, not a curated record. The transcript has a single exon.
AUGACUGGCCAUCAUCAGCUUCUCUCCAGCACAACUCUGCUUGGAGACGAUUUCUUUCUUCACACAAAAGCUGCAUGCAGAAAAUUCAGAAAAAUUCUUUCGGAUGAGAUUAAAACGAGUAUUGAAUUUAAUCACAACCAAAUUUAUAUCGUUGACAAGAUUCAAAAUUUCGAUAUUCAUGUCUUCACCACAGAGGACCUCGAAAAGAAAGUACUUCCAUCAACUAUCAAAUUCAAUGCACUUUCAUGGAAGUAUGGAAACAAGGAACAACUAUGCUUUUUGGGUGAAUGUUGUGUUUCGUUGAUUUAUUCAUUCGCUUCUCAUUCCAUUUUUCAUUUUCAGCAAUUAGUAGAAUUGAUUGAAUAUUGGAAAGAAAGAGAAUCAUCUCCUGUAUCUGCAAUGCUUGAAUUAGGUCCUCUAUAUUGGAUUAAGCUAGCUUAUAAUCAAAUUAUAAAUACAAAUGCAGGAAAGAAAGUUGUGAACAAUCUUCAGCCAUCGAAAUGGUUGGAAUUAUUAGAAAAUAUUCGAAUGAAACAGAGAAGUCCAACAAGAGAUUUAAACGAACUUUUGGAUAAAUUAUCAAGAGUGGAAUCAUGUCAUGCAUUUAUUUGUGGCCAUUUAAUUGAUUUUCUUCACAGAUUUCAAGCAGUGAGAACCAUUGAUGAAAUUAAUGACGUUUCUCUUGAUUUUUUGAACUUUGUGGAUGACUUGUUUAUGGGAAUUGAUGCAGAAGGAAAUGUUGUAAAUGUGAUGGGAGCUACUAUUGUAGGAGCCCAAAGUUCUUCUACUCGUUCUUCAUAUGGCGUCGUUCCAACGGGUGAUGUUUUAUUUGAAAGACAUUUCACAGUUCAUCCAUUGCAAGAAGAAUUUCAAAAACAAUCACAAAUCAUUAAGAGAAGUUUUUUUCAUAGUGGUAUUGGACCCAUUCAAGAACAGCAAGAUACUUGUUAUACACAUCCUCUUCACAUGAGCAAUAACAUUCCUCACAUGUGA